AUGGCUUCGUCUCAGUUGACAACGCUCAGUAAUCUGGGUGUAAAGAUCGACCCCGGCGGCCGACUCAGCGACUGGGCCGGUCAACCACCUCUUCACCCACUUCCCUUUUACCGACCACCGGGGGAGCGAGGGACGCAUCAGGAAUACGACGAAGACGACAAUCUCGUGGUGGCUGAAUAUCUGACCGCGGCCCUGGCGGCCAACGUCAAAGCCUUGGUGAUUUAUGAAGAGCUCGCCGUCCUGGCUCCCCGACACACCUUCUCAGCCUACCAGAGCAAGGGCAACUACAUGAUGCGAGAGGCGCUCGUUCCAAAGUCCUUCCCCGACAGCCACUUUGAAACUCCCUUUCCCAACCUCGAUCGCGCCAACGCCAUCUCGGUGUCAGGUCCGGCACGGUCACGCACCCCAGAUUCCCUCAACCUCACAUACAGCGAUGUCCGCAUGGACCUCUUCAAGUCGAUGCUGUGCAUGACGGGGUUCCCUGACCGCGACGCCGUGGUUGAGAUGCUCAAUCAGACGUGGUUCGUGGUCGCCUACAAAGAGUACACCCAAGGCGCCUCCAUCGACCUCCAGGCACUGGAUUCGCCUCACGAUCCAUAUGGUUGUCUACAGGGCAGAGAUUCGCAUCGUUGGAAGUUGGAUCGGACGAUCACCACCUUGAAAACUUGUAGUCAACGAUAUGUCGGUGACACUGUCAACAAAGAGGGGUGGGACGUGAACGAUCACGAAAUCAGGUUCAUCACUCGCCUCGCGAUUGAAGGCCGUCAGUCAGGUCGCUGUUGGGAAGAUACCGCGCAAGAUACAAACAACCCCUGGAACAUUGUGUGUCGCCGUGCAUUCUGGGUCAUGUCCUGGAUCCGUUGGAUUCAUAAGCCCACCCUUGGAACCAGUGACUCGAUGCAGACAGUCCUCAAGACCAAGCUCGAGUGGAGAGCUUUUAUUCAGUCCGCCUGCGAUCGCCUCGGGGCCCAACCUCACUCCACGCGGUGGGAGACGGUGGACGAAAUCGCCAUUCAAACCUCAGCUGUGGCCGAAGUGGCGGAAGUGGCGGCACUGGAAACGUCAGGGGACGAGCAGCCCGCCUUGAGUGCGACCCACGUGCAAAGCUUCCCCACGGCGCCAGUGGCUGAGCACCAUGAACAAGAGAUACGCCCCACGGACGGCCAGACAACAGCAGUGGUGAAGGUCGACCUGGAGUCGUUCAAGUUCCCAAUGUCACCCACCAAAAACCAGCAAAAAGGGGUGUACUUUAUCCAAGAGGGUGGUCUUCGGUCCUUCAACAACUAUACUGACAGGCUCCUCCGCCGUUGGGGAGUCGGACGAGCUCAUGCCGGUACCUGUGUCAUCCUCCCUGCCCACUGGGUGGGUCUGGCGCCUCUUGACGUGAUGGACCAAUUUGAACCCGCGUGGUGCCCCGUCGACGAGUCCACGGAAAGCCGUAUGACUUUCUCCCUCGACGAUAUGACUAUGGCGUGCCAAGACACUCCGUCUCUAUGGGAUGCCUAUUCCAAAACAUUGUGUAAAGCACCAGCCGCCGUGUCUUCUCCAGGCCCCCGGAGCUAUCAACGUGUCACAUCCCGCUGGUCGCAUGUCAAGAUAGACCACAAGGACCUCCCGGUAGAUGGACGGCUCGAAGAGAUCCGAAGAUCCGCGAGAGAGUACCAAGAAUACCUAACCAUCCACCACCAGGAUAACCAGGCCUCGAGCUUUCCUACGAGGCUUAAGAUCACACAGGCACUGGCCAGCAACUUCACGUGGGAGGUGGUAGAGGGUUGGAGCCUGCCUCAUGACAGUCGACGUCGAGGUAGGGCCGUCACUGAUGCAAACGAGGCCGGUGAGGUUGGCCAGUGA
This is a messenger RNA of Exophiala bonariae, 1851 nucleotides long. RefSeq lists its product as uncharacterized. The record is from RefSeq and is a predicted model, not a curated record. Lineage: Eukaryota; Fungi; Ascomycota; Eurotiomycetes; Chaetothyriales; Herpotrichiellaceae. The transcript has 5 exons. Bases 1 to 1851 code for a protein of 616 amino acids.